GCAUGGAGCUGCAUAAAGCUGCACGUGCACCGGGAUCGUCGGGAUGUCUCCGUCAGGGCGUCCCAACACGGUCCGGCUUGUAUUCCUGGGAGCAGCGGGGGUUGGCAAGACCGCGCUCAUCCACCGAUUCCUCCACGACGGAUUCGAGCACAAGUACACGCGCACUGUCGAGGAGCUUCACGUGCUCGAGUAUGACACCGCGGGCUCUGAGGAGAAGAUGCGGCUGGAGAUACUGGACACGAGCGGCAGCUACUCGUUUCCGGCUAUGCGGGAGCUCUGCAUCCGACACAGCGACGCCUUCGCCCUGGUGUACGCGGCAGACGAGCCCGACUCCUUCGAGGAGGUGCGUCGACUGCGCGCCGAGAUUCUGGAGCUGCGCGGCGGCGGCAGGAGCGUGCCCAUCACCGUGGUCCGCAGCAAAGCGGAUCUGACCGAGAGCGAAGGUCGAGCCCCGGUUGCCUGUGACGCCAUGGCCACGGUGGAGGCUGAGUGGGGCGCAGACUUCGUGGAGGCGUCCGCGAGCACGGGCAGAAACGCGGUCGGGGUGUUCAGCUCGCUGCUGCAACAGGUGAACCUGCCGCCACGACUGAGCCCCGCGGCGUGGACACGCAGAGACACCGUGCCUGGGCCCCGAGCUAGGAAGAGACCCUCGCCGAAGAAGCACAACAGCUGUGUUCUGUCGUAGAAACCGCUGCAGCUGGACUGCGCCUGCUCAGUUUCGAGCCCGUUCUCACUCUAAAAUGUUACGCUUUGGAGCGUGUUGCAGUUUAACACCUGUUCACGGGUGACGGCUCCUCGGGUCACUUUAAUGUGUCUGAAAGCCAGCGGGGCCUGUAAUGCUCAUAGUUUAAGGGGAGCAAACGGGAUGAUGCACUUUAUUUGAGUCCUGUUUUGUGUGUACAUUUUUAUAUGGUGUCAGUAAAAUAACUUUGUUGUAAAA
This is a messenger RNA of Haplochromis burtoni (Burton's mouthbrooder), 940 nucleotides long. RefSeq names its product RASD family member 3 (gene rasd3). The record is from RefSeq and is a predicted model, not a curated record. NCBI's taxonomy places the organism in Eukaryota, Metazoa, Chordata, Actinopteri, Cichliformes, Cichlidae. Bases 44 to 685 code for a protein of 213 amino acids. The transcript has a single exon. Gene Ontology annotation, molecular function: GTPase activity; GTP binding.